AUGCAGAGUGGUGGUGCGCGACGUGGGAAAGCGAAUGGCGGCCAUCUUGAAAUUGGUUUGUUCGGAAAACAUCACGUGUCUGCGCGUCCGCUUGGCAACAGCGCCGCUAAACGGAGCGGAACAAUUCAUGCACCACGUGCUUUUUUUGUUUGUGCAACAUUCCUUUCGUUCGCAUGCUAUCGAUCGGCGCCCACCCUUACUAAAGAUAAACAUAGCAAAAAUAAGCCGAUUCAUUCUCCAUUCGAGUUAUCGAUCUUCUACUUGUACGCGGACACUGAUUUGCGGUUUGUAAGACAAUAG
Pieris macdunnoughi is the source of this 300-nucleotide messenger RNA. Lineage: Eukaryota; Metazoa; Arthropoda; Insecta; Lepidoptera; Pieridae. The record is from the annotation of a GenBank genome assembly.